Molecule: messenger RNA, 1467 nt
Organism: Zasmidium cellare ATCC 36951
Lineage: Eukaryota; Fungi; Ascomycota; Dothideomycetes; Mycosphaerellales; Mycosphaerellaceae
Exons: 1
Coding region: 1-1467 (488 amino acids)
Source: RefSeq, a predicted model, not a curated record
AUGGCCACUGAACAGAUAGACUACAACCCUGGCAAUGCUGCUGAUCGUCAAACAUUCUGGGUGCCACCUCUUGAGCAUAUCGAAGCGCAGACAAUCGCAUUACCACCCGGUGAUCAAAUCGGCAUUGCAAUCAUCCAGCCAUCGAUUGUCUGCUUCCGCACAACGCCCACUUUUGACGAGAAUCGAUUUAUCGAAGCAGUGAAGACCGCGGCAUCAUGCAUACCUUGGGAGAUACCCUUAGCAGCUGGCCGAGUGGUAUGGGACGAUGAGUCGAGACACACGAUCAAAUGCGAGAUCCCACAAAACCCCAAGAUUCAAGUCAACAUCAAGAGACUGCCACACCGGGAUGCGGCGCAACUCGACGCCCAGCAUUGGCCGCCACAUGCCCUUCAGAUUCGCGAGAUCUGCUUGUAUGAUAGACCAUUGCCAGCAGUCGGCAACUUUGUGUUCGGAGUACAGGCGAAUCUGAUCAAGGGCGGUGUGAUUCUGGUGUUGCACAUGAACCACAUACUCUUGGACGGCCCAUCACACGGAACAUUCGCAGUACUGUUCGCACACCAUCUAUCGAGAGCGGUCGCUGGCAAACCUCCCCGAAAGUCUGGAAUGGUGCCUCCUGAGGCUCUGGACAAGUCUCUUGCGCAAGGAACUCAUCCUGCAAGGAAUAUCUUGAAGUGGCAAGAUUGGAAGCUGAAGCCAGAGAUCGACAUCUCGCCAGAGGAACUGCGAGAGAUACUCCUAGAGCGCAUGGCAAAUCUGUCGUUAACAAUCUGGCAUUUCCCAGCCGACAAGCUGAACAAGCUACGAGCGGCCAUGUCGGCUUCAAGUCAAAGCAAGCUCUCCCUAUCAACUUGUCUAUCAACUUGGUGCUGGAGGAUCUUCACAAGAGCAAGGGACCUAUCACCAGACGAAGAGACUCGGAUGUUGACCCCAGUCCAAACGCGCGGAAGGAUAAAAGAGCUGCAUCAAAGCUACAUCGGCAGCGUGCUGGUCUACGGCCGCGCCAAAGCCACAGUCGAAGAACUGACAACGCUGACGACAAGCGAACUGGGCGACCGCAUCGCCAAGAGCGUCGCCUGGUGGACACCAGAACGCAUCCGCGAACACUGGGGCUCCAUCGAAGACUGCCCCGACAUCGCCAAAUACCAACCCAACACCAACCGCGACUUCGGCAACGACGUCGAGAUGAGCAAUACGAUGAACUUGCCUUUUUACAAGAUCAACUGGGGCGACUCGUUGCAGGUCAAGGCGAUCCGCUUCCCGUCGUUGGCGUUUGCGGAUGGGUACAUCCUGAUCGAGCCGAGGCUGUUGACGGGUGGGAUUGAGGUGUUCUUUUAUGCGGCGAGGGAUACGUUGGAUAAGUUGAUGAGGGAUCCGGAGUUUAGGGAGUAUGCAGAGUAUUGGGGGGCGUCGGAUGAGGGGAUUGAUGUUCUGGCUGCGGAGACGUUGCCUGCGAAGUCGAAACUAUGA